AUGGCGUCUGCCGACGCAGAAAAGACGGAGAUGAAGAUGGAGGGCAUCGUUGAUGCUGCCUCGGAGCUAGCUCAAGACCCCCAGUCGAAAGUUAAUCCGGAGAUGGUGGAAGAGGCGUUGGUGAAGGAGGUGAGAGAGGCGGGCGUCCCUGCAUACCAAUUCAACCCGAAUGCCUCACCCGAAGAUAAGGCCUUGGCCGCUGAAGUGGGACGACCGGGUGGACUGCAGGAGAAGAAGCCACACGGUAUGGCCGUGAUCACAGACCAGCUUAAGGACCUCAACCAAAAAGCAGACUACGACUUGCCACCACCACCGCGAUCGGCGACAGCUGUCCUCGCCGAAGAAGCCAACGCAAACAGCAAGACACAGGAUGAAGAAGAUCUGAGAUGGGCACGCAACCGCACUGGCUGGGCGCCCAGGCACCAUCACGAACCCACUGAGGAGGAACAGGCCGAGGGUACUUUAUUAGACCACCAAACUUUCCUCGAGGGCAGAUUACCGGAGAAUUUGUUCGGCGACUGGUACCACAAUGCUGGGGUCAUUGUCUUUGCCUCUCUAUUUUCCUGGUCUGUUGCCACUCUGGGCGGUGGUAUUGGAUGGGUGCUUCUGGUCAUGGCGGCCUGCAGCACUUACUACCGCACAUCGAUUCGGCGAGUGCGUCGAAAUUUCCGCGACGAUAUCCAUCGCGAGAUGUCCAAGCAGCGACUGGAAACCGAUACCGAAAGUCUGGAGUGGAUGAACAGCUUCUUGGUCAAAUUUUGGCCUAUCUACGCUCCUGUUCUCUGCGACACCAUUAUUUCUUCCGUCGAUCAGGUCCUCAGUACCUCUUGCCCUGCUUUCCUGGACAGCUUGCGCCUCAAGACCUUCAUCCUCGGUACGAAGCCUCCUCGAUUGGAGCAUGUCAAGACUUACCCCAAGACCGAGCCGGACACUGUGAUCAUGGACUGGAAGUUUAGUUUCACCCCUAACGACACCAUGGAUUUGACCGCGCGCCAACUGAAGGAUAAGAUCAACCCCAAGAUUGUCCUGGAAGUCCGAGUGGGCAAGGGUGUUGUGAGCAAGGGCCUGGACGUGAUCGUCGAGGACAUGGCAUGCUCAGGUUUGAUGCGCGUGAAGGUUAAGCUGCAAAUUCCAUUCCCGCACAUUGAGCGCGUGGAUGUCUGCUUCUUGGAGGCACCAGAUAUCGACUAUGUCUGCAAGCCGCUUGGUGGUGAUACCCUUGGAUUUGAUAUCAAUUUCAUUCCCGGCCUGGAGAACUUCAUCAAGGAGCAGAUCCACGCCAACUUGCAGCCUAUGAUGUACGACCCUAACGUGUUCCCUAUCGAAAUCGCCAAAAUGUUGGCUGGAAACCCUGUCGAUCAAGCUGUUGGUGUUGUCGCCGUCACUCUGCACUCUGGUAGACAGCUCAAGAAUCCCGAUAAGUUUUCCGGUACUCCCGACCCUUACGCUGUUUUGGCAUUAAACAAUGGCAAGGAACUGGGCCGCACCAAGAUUAUUCAUGAUACCGACAGCCCUAUGUGGAACGAGACCAUCUAUGUCAUUAUCACUUCGUUUGCCGACGCGUUGAGCAUCAAGGUCUUUGACUGGAAUGAGUACCGGAAGGACAAGGAAAUGGGAGUUGCUUCCUUCGCCCUUGACAAACUAGAGCACGAGCCGUUGCAUGAAGGUCUUUAUCUCGAGGUCAUGUCUAGCGGUCGCCAUCGUGGUGCUGUUCAGGCUGACAUCCGUUUCUUCCCUGUCGCUCAGGGAGCCAGGAAUGAGAACGGCGAGGAGGAGGCUCUUCCCGAGUUGAACACUGGCAUUGCGCAGUUCACUGUUGAGCAGGCGAAGGAUCUGGAUGGUUCUAAGAGUUUGGUUGGCAAGCUGAACCCUUACGCUGUCCUGCUUCUCAACGGAAAGGAAAUUCACAUCACGGGUAAAUUGAAGCGAACCAAUAAUCCGAUUUUCCCGAACGCAUCGAAGGAAUUCCUGGUCACUGAUCGCAAGAACGCUAAAUUGGGCCUUAUCAUCAAGGAUGACCGUGAUCUCGCCACAGACCCGAUUAUCGGCCGUUACCAGAUCAAGCUCAACGACAUGAUGAAGCUGAUGGAUCAGGGCAAACAAUGGUUCCAUUUGCACGGCGCUCAGACUGGACGUGUCAAGUUGACUCUUGGCUGGAAGCCUGUUCAGCUUGGUGCUAUCGCUGGCAGUGCAGGCUACAUCGACCCUAUUGGUGUUAUGCGGUUCUACUUCAAGGCUGCUCAUGAUCUGCGGAACCUGGAGUCUAUGGGCAAGUCUGACCCUUAUGCUCGCGUCCUGCUGUCUGGUCUACAAAAGGGUCGCACCGUUACUUUCCGCAACAAUUUGAACCCCGAGUGGGAUGAAAUUGUCUAUGUUCCUAUUCGCAGCGCUCGCGAAAGACUAUUUAUCGAAGUCAUGGACGAAGAGACCAUCAACAAGGACCGAAGCCUGGGCUGGGUUGAGCUUAAAGCAUCGGACUUUGUUCGCGAGACAGAAACUGGCGGGUACGAGAUCGAUGACGAGAAACAACUCACCACUAGUCCACUCACCAUGGGCAAGGGUACCCACAAGGGUAGGAUCGAGUAUUCCGUUGCUUUCUACCCAUGCGUUCCUGUAGUCAACCCCGAAGACGAGGAGGACGAGGAAGAAGAGGAAGAGGUAACCGAGGUUGCUGCUGGCGAAACGCCCGCUGCUCCUGCUUCCCCAACUUCCACCAAGGGUCACAAAAAGAACUUCAGCGUGGACUCCAAGGCUUCCAAGGUUUCCAAGGCUUCUCGAAAGACGAACGGCACCGUUCCUAAUGGCCGCCCUAGUCUCGAGUCUAACUCCUCUCGCCCGGCUACUGGUCGUGACUCGGAGACUGGCUCUGUUCAGGAUCUCAAGGAGAUUCCAAAGACCUACAUCAGUGCCGAUGAUCUUGACAAAUAUGAAUCUGGUUUCAUUGUCUUUAAGUUCCAUGAAGGGGAACUGUCGCACAAGGAUGUUCACCUCGAAGUUCUGAUGGACGACUACAUGUUCCCUGCUUACAUAUCGUCGAAGAUCCAUACUCACACUGUCAAGACCGCUGAUGUCGGCGAGGCCUUCGUUCGUGAACUAGAAUUCUCCAAGAUCACUUUGCGUCUAGUCAAAAAAGAAAAUAGCAAGGACUCGAAGGAAGACCAUAUUGUCUCGAAGCUGACCGGUGACACUCUUUCCACUCUGUCCCGUAUUUUGUACAACCCCACUCAACUUGUUCUCCGCUCGAACAGUGGAGAAGUGAGCAAAAUCACCGUUAGCGCUCGUUACAUCCCCGUGGAGAUGAAGCUUGACCCACGUGAAAGCAUUAACAACAUGGGUGACCUCCGUGUCGAUGUCUUGGAUGCUGCUGACUUGCCCUCAGCCGACCGGAAUGGAUACAGUGAUCCAUACUGUAAGUUCCGCAUUGGCGAUGACCACAAGGACAUUUUCAAGACAAAGGUGCAGAAGAAGACACUGCAUCCAGCUUGGAAUGAGUUCUUCGAAACUCCUAUCAAGUCGCGCAUAGGCGCCAAUCUACAUGUUGAUGUCUACGAUUGGGACUUUGGUGAGUCUGCAGACUUUUUGGGUGCAGCCAAGAUCGAUCUGGAGGCUCUUGAGCCUUUCAAGGCAACUGAGGUCACACUUCCAUUGGACGGAAAGUCUGGUGUCAUUCGCUUGAAGCUCCUUUUCAAGCCUACCUACGUCGUUCGGUCCCGCCAGGGCUCCUCGACUUUCUCUGGCACCUUCGCCGUGCCCGGUAAGGUCAUCGGAGCUCCUGUCAAGGGAGUCGGCUUCCUCGGCAGCAAUGUUGUCCGUGGUGCUUCUUUCUUGAAGCACGGCCUUACUCGCGGAAGGAAGGACAAGAAUGGCGAUGACACUGCUUCCAUUAACGCCAGUAUCCUCGAGGAGGAGCCUCGCCCCCAGACCGGUGGCUUGUCCCCCGCCACACCCCUGCAAGACGGUAGCCCUACCUCUAGCCCUUCUACCCCGGUGAAGGAGCAUUCCCGCAAUCGUAGUAGCGUCUCCCAAGUCGGUGAUCGCCACAGCAUCGCUGGCGGCCGAGGCGAGACCGGCACAGCCAACAUCACAAUUGUCUCCGCCUCCGAUUUCUCCACAUCUGCCAAUGUGCGCGUGAUCGUCAAUGCUCUCAAAUCCAACAAAUGGAAGGAGGUCCAUAAGACCAAGUCCCACAAGGGAAGCGGCGAACCCAUCCAGUUCAAUGACUCAUUCCGCGUUCCUCACAUCACCGCCGAAACUAGCUUCCAGGUCAAGGUCGUCGACCACUCGACCUUCGGCUCUGACGACGUCAUCGGCGAGUCCCUUUUCUUCGUCGGUGACCAGGGCUCUGUCGCAGACCAAGAUAAAUCUAUCAACGUUGGUUCCGGCACCGUCGUCAUCCGCUCAAGCUUCACCCCUUCAGAAUCUACUCUGCGACCUACUACUUCCCACUCCACGGCCGCCACUGGGGCCGAGGAUGGCGCUGAGAGCCCCGAUUCCAAGAAGGUAUCUCGCCGCAGCUUCUUGACCAAGAACCGGAGUGUAAGCGGUGCCUAA
Molecule: messenger RNA, 4551 nt
Organism: Penicillium chermesinum
Lineage: Eukaryota; Fungi; Ascomycota; Eurotiomycetes; Eurotiales; Aspergillaceae
Exons: 6
Coding region: 1-4551 (1516 amino acids)
Molecular function (GO): lipid binding
Source: RefSeq, a predicted model, not a curated record